AUGAGGAUUUUUUUCUAUUCCAACAGAAAAUUUUUCACAAGGAAUGGGAACCCGUUAACUCCACCCGAUUGGUUCGUUGAAGAGUUCCCGGAUGACAUGUCAUUGGACGGCGAGCUGUUUGGUGGGCGGGGCAUGUUCCAGUCAACUGUCAGUAUUGUGAAAACAGCUAAAGACCCAAGGUGGAAGAACAUUCGAUAUAAGAUAUUUGACACCCCCAGCAAUGGCUCGCUGCCCUUUGAGAAGCGAAUGGAAAUUCUGCAAGACAGAUUUGAGGAGGGAAAAACUACAUACUUGUCUCUGGUAGAACACACAAAGUGUAAAGGCAAAGAGCACAUUGAGGAAGAGUUGCCGAAGGUGUUAGCCCGCGGUGGAGAGGGCCUAAUGAUCAGGGAGCCAAAGUCAAAGUACGAACAAAGAAGGUCGUACACCCUGCUCAAGAUCAAAAAGUUUUACGACGCCGAGGCAGUAGUAAUUGGUCACGAGAAGAGUAAGAGUGGAGCCGGCGGUUGUGGGGCGCUGAGGUGCCGAAUGGAGUGUGGCAAGGAGAUAAAAGUCGGAUCAGGGUUAACAAAUAAAGACAGGCGGAACCCGCCCAAAAUCGGCACCAUCAUCACCUACAAAUUCCAGGAAUAUUCGGAUUCGGGAAAUCCAAGGUUCCCCUCCUAUAUCGGCGUGCGCAUCGAUAUGGACUCGCCCAAAGACGCCAUACUUCCCGCCAAAAUCAAAGAGGCUGCCACGUGAGACAGCCCCCUGUGGGCAGAGGGCACUAAAUCUCAGGUUGUUGUGUUACAGUCACGUGAGAUGUAAUCAGGACACUUGUGAUUCGUUCGUUUUAGCACGACUUUCUGUAAUUGGUUUUUCAAUCCAGCCGGGCAUUCUUGGUCUAUCGGAGAGCGCUUAGUACGAAAAUAAUGGAAAGUUUUGACAGAUAUGAGGCUUAAGAACGAAAGUUCCAUACUUUUGGCGAGAGAGUACAAUUAAGGUGGCAGGCAGUUAGGAGGUGCAAACAAACACCCUCCUGGCCUUGUCACCGCGGAAAGCGUUUAUUUCAUACAUGUUAUAUAGGCCGAUAGACCGCUAUUCGAUGGAAUUUCGAAGGCAACGCCAUGUAUCAGCAGUAUAAUUGCUGAAAAUAAAAACGACGACCUUGUAUACAUGUGGCAUACAUACAGGUAUUUAUUUUUAUCAGGGUGGUUAUUAAUACAUCUGAAAGCUUUAACACGGCAGCAAGUAAAUCAGGAAGUAAAAUAGAUGAGCCAUAAUCAUUACUGUGUAAUUAAUAUUUUCGUAUCAGUGAGUGUAUAGCUGAGAGUUUUGGACAGAAUAACGCUGUUACAUGAUAAAGUUUCUGCGUUUUACAUAUUGUAGUCACAUUUGUCUGGUAUAUGACGUAAAUGUGUAAGGCGUCAUCGCAAUAUGGACUCAUGAAUGUUAUUUAUUCAACACAAAGAUGACAAAAGUGCUGACUUUGUCUGUGAUAUAUAACACAUGCGGGAUACUAAAUAUAUGUCAAUCAUGUGUCUUUAUCUACAUUUUAAACGUUUAUUAUACACACCAUUUUACAUGUGGAUGAUUUGUAAUAAAUUUGUUCAUUUAUUGUGAAGUGCAAA
Liolophura sinensis is the source of this 1610-nucleotide messenger RNA. Its product is annotated as DNA ligase-like. The transcript is spliced from 5 exons. Bases 1 to 741 code for a protein of 246 amino acids. Lineage: Eukaryota; Metazoa; Mollusca; Polyplacophora; Chitonida; Chitonidae. The record is from RefSeq and is a predicted model, not a curated record. Gene Ontology annotation, biological process: DNA repair; DNA recombination. Gene Ontology annotation, molecular function: DNA ligase (ATP) activity; ATP binding.